AUGGCUGGCCUCAGAUACGACCCAGAAUACUACAAAGCAAUCGGAUCACCCCCCAUAGGUCCCAGAUCCGAUCCACCUCAGACAGUACACCAACUCAGAUCCGGUAUUGAAAACACCAUUCGAAACUUUGUCACCAACUCGCCAUACCCACCUGGAGUGAAAGAAACUGUAUACAGAGUCAAGAGUUCUAAUGGGACCGAGAUCGAAGUCACCCGCUUCGCAUGCGACGAGACACUAGCCUCGAAGGAGCCCACGCCCGCAGUUAUUUAUUUCCAUGGAGGAGGCUUCGUAGCCUGCACGGUACCGCCAUUCGCACCGCAGAUUGCGCGUUUUGCGAAUGAUUCGAAGUUGCCAUACUUUGCUGUCGACUACAGGUUGGCCCCGGAGUAUCCUGCUCCAGCGGCACUUGAGGAUGCGUGGGCAGCUAUACAAUUUGUAUCAAGCUCUGCCGCAGAACUCAAUAUCGACCCUACUAGAAUCGCCUUGUAUGGUGAUAGUGCUGGUGGUGGUCUUGCCGCAGGCGCUGCUUUGAUGGCCAGGGACCGUCAACUCAAUCCUCCAAUCGCGAAACAGAUUCUGGUCUAUCCCAUGCUGGACGAUCAAUACAACCUCAAGGAAGGCGACCCUUAUCUAGACGUCCUAGUAAUGAGACCGGCUGGUGCAAAAGUCGCAUGGGACGCUUAUCUUUCGAAACUUCGAGAGGGUGAGGAUGAACUAGCGCUCUCCUACGCUAUUCCUGCGAGAGCUGCCAGCUUGAAAGGUCUUCCGGCCACAUACAUCGAUAUCGGAUCUCUAGACCUUUUCCGAGAUGAGAGCUUGAGAUAUGCUAAUAGAUUGGCUGAUGAGCAUGUUGAGGUGGAGCUGCAUCUUUGGCCUGGACUGCCUCAUGGGUUUGAUGGAAUGAGAGAGCUCAGUUGGUUCAAGAGAGCUACUGAGAGUCGAAGGUAUUGCGUCGAGAUGAAGUUGCUUUCACUCUCUACCGUCGGGCUUCUGGCCUUGACAGGAUUCUCAAUUGCGCAAGAGAAUGCCAACGUUCCAAUCCAAGACAAUGGAUUGACAAACAUUGUCCAAUGGGACGACCACAGCUACCUCAUCAACGGUGAACGAAUCUUUGUCUUCUCCGGAGAGUUCCAUUACUGGCGCUUGCCUGUGCCUGAACUCUGGCGCGACUUGCUGGAAAAGAUCAAAGCGGCCGGUUUCAAUGCUUUCAGCAUCUACAACAGCUGGGGCUACCACGAAGCCUCCCCAGGCGCCCUUGACUUCGAGAACGGCGCGCACGACUUUGUGUCUAUCAUGACAUUAGCGAAGGAGCUCGGUCUCUAUCUCUUGAUCCGCCCAGGUCCCUAUGUCAAUGCCGAGGCCAACGCUGGAGGAUUCCCCCUGUGGGUGACCACCGGCGAGUAUGGCAGGCUGCGCAACGAUGAUCCUAGAUUCACAAAGGCCUGGUCCAAAUACUGGACUGAGAUAUCGAAGAUCAUUGAGCCGCAUCUCAUCACCAAUGGCGGCAACGUUGCCAUGUUCCAGAUCGAAAACGAGCUGGGUGGUCAGUGGAAGAACGAUGACAAGCGCAUCUUGAACGAACCAACUGCGAAUUAUAUGCAACUCCUGCAAGAUUCGGCACGAGACGCUGGCAUCGAUGUACCCGUCUUCCACAACGCUCCUAAUACUCGCACCUUUUCUUGGUCAAAUGACUUCGAGGCCAAUGCAACUGGCAAUGUUGACGUGACUGGUGUAGACAGCUACCCAUCCUGCUGGAGCUGCAACCUCGACGAAUGCACAGGCACCAAUGGCGAAUACGUCCCCUACAACAUCCAAGACUACGUCACCUACUUCGCCAAACAGUCUCCAGCCCAACCUCACUUCCUGCCUGAGUUCCAGGGCGGUUCUUACAACCCAUGGGGUGGUCCGGAGGGCGGCUGCCCAGGCGACAUUGGUCCUGAUUUUGCAAACAUCUUCUACCGUGACUUGGUUGCUCAGCAAGCCACGGCUAUUUCGCUUUACAUGAUGUACGGUGGUACCAACUGGGGCUGGUUCGCUUGCCCUGUGGUUGCUACUAGCUAUGAUUACUCCUCGCCUAUCUCUGAGAACCGAGAAAUCUGGGAUAAGUACUAUGAGACUAAGUCGUUGACUUUGUUUACUCGAGUGGCGCAUGAUCUUACCAAGACCAACCGUGUCACGAACAGUACAUCUCUGUCUACCAAUGACGACAUUCUUAUCUCUGAGCUUCGACACGAGGAUAAUGGUGCAGCUUUCUACGUUGCUCGUCACGAGUACUCGCCAUCCGGCACUAAGGAGAUCUUCAAGGUCCGCGUCAACACUACGGAGGGCGAGAUGAUCAUUCCUCAGAAUGACCACAUUACCAUCAACGGGCAUCAGUCCAAGAUCAUCCCUACCGACUUCCACUUCGGUGAGAAGACCCUUCUCUAUACCACAGCCGAGGUCCUCACCUACUCUGUCAUCGAUAAGAAGGAGGUCAUCGUGCUUUGGCUCCCCGAGGGUGAGCACGGAGAGUUCGUACUCAAGGGACAUACUGAGCUCAAGCAUGACAAGUCGCUGAAGGGUCUUAAGAUCAAGGCGGGUAAGAAGAGUGUUACCGUCAACUACACUCAGAAGAAGGGCCUUUUCACCCUCAACAUGAAGGACGGCUCGACCAUUAUUUUGGCUGAUCGCCAGACCGCUUACAAGUUCUGGGCACCGACACUGGACAAUGAUCCUUUUGCACCUGUUAACAAAACCGUUCUUGUCCAUGGACCUUACCUCGUCCGUCAUGCGACCGUCAAGGAUGGCCAGCUUAACAUCGAAGGCGAUCUCGACAAGUCUACCGACAUCACUAUCUUUGCUUCCGAGUCUCUUAAAUCCGUCUCCUGGAACGGCGAGAAGGUCAAGAUCUCAUCGAAGGAGAGCCACAAGUACACCGCGAAGCUCAAGGGUCCUUCGAAGGUCAAGCUUCCCAAGCUUGAGUCGUGGAAGUACGCGGACAGCUUGCCUGAGAUCAAGUCGGACUACAAGACUUCUUCUUCAAGCUGGAUUGUGGCCAACAAGAAGAAUACUACCAAUGCGGUUCUCGUUCCCGACUUGAAGAACCCCGUCUUGUAUGUCGACGAAUACAACAUCCACUACGGUAACCACAUCUACAGGGCCAGUUUCCCCACGACUGACAAGGCUCCCACUGGUGUGUAUCUGAAUGUCACAGGUGGCCUGGCCUUUGGCUACUCUGUCUGGCUCAACUCGGACUACAUCGGCUCUUACCUUGGCAAUGCUACCGUCGGAAAGUCUGGACAAGAGUUCUCUUUCAAAAAUGCCACUCUGUCCAAGAAAGAGAACACCCUAGUCGUGUUGAUGGACAACUCUGGACACGAUCUUCGCGAUGGCGCUCUUGACCCUCGAGGUAUCACCAACGCCACUCUCAUCGGCUCUGCCAAGGAUGGAUACAAGUUCUCCGAGUGGAAGAUCGCUGGCCAUGCCGGAAGCGUCGAAGGCGAAGUCAUCGAUCCAGUUCGCGGUCCUCUCAACGAAGGUGGUCUCUACGCCGAGCGUAUCGGUGCUCACCUGCCAGGCUUCUCCGACAAGAAGUGGAAGUCCUACUCCUCUAAGCAGGGAACCCUCGUCAACCCUUCAGCGGGAGUCCGUGCCUACAGAACCACCGUCGAUCUCGACAUUCCCGAUGGUCUCGACGUGGGCAUCUCAUUCAAGCUCACCGCUCCCUCCAACGCGACCUUCUCGCCCACCAAGAAGGGCUACAGCAACCACGUCCGCGUGCUUCUCUUCGUCAACGGCUACCAAUACGGCCGAUUCAAUCCUUACAUCGGCAACCAGGUCUCUUUUCCUGUUCCUCCCGGCGUGCUCAAUUACAGCGGAGAAAACACGAUCGCUGUCACGGUUUGGAGUCAGAGCGCUAAAGGUGGUGAGGUUAAAGUUGAGUGGGAGGUUGAUUAUGCGCAUAGUUCGAGCUUUGAUGUCAAGUUUGACAGUGAAUACCUUCGUCCAAAGUGGGCUGAAAGUAGAUCGCAGUAUGCGUAG
Molecule: messenger RNA, 4020 nt
Organism: Fusarium coffeatum
Lineage: Eukaryota; Fungi; Ascomycota; Sordariomycetes; Hypocreales; Nectriaceae
Exons: 8
Coding region: 1-4020 (1339 amino acids)
Biological process (GO): carbohydrate metabolic process
Cellular component (GO): vacuole
Molecular function (GO): beta-galactosidase activity
Source: RefSeq, a predicted model, not a curated record